Emiliania huxleyi CCMP1516 is the source of this 2419-nucleotide messenger RNA. RefSeq lists its product as hypothetical. The transcript is spliced from 6 exons. Gene Ontology annotation, biological process: carbohydrate metabolic process. Lineage: Eukaryota; Haptophyta; Isochrysidales; Noelaerhabdaceae. The coding region runs from base 1 to 2178 and encodes 725 amino acids. The record is from RefSeq and is a predicted model, not a curated record. Gene Ontology annotation, molecular function: protein binding; hydrolase activity, hydrolyzing O-glycosyl compounds.
AUGGCACCGGCUACCCCUGGGUUGUGCUGGACGGUCCCUUGCCCCUACACAAAAGCAUGCCUCCCUCGAGCGACGUCCAAGCAGCGAUUCGUCAUCAACAUCGGGCACCAGACGCUGGAGCUGACGUAUCCUAUGAUCUCGACCAGCUUUACGGAAUAUGUCGUUCCGGAGAUCAUCUGGUGGCAGUACGACGCCUUGCCGCUCACACGCGAGCUGCUGGCCUACGCCUUUCCCACUGCGAGGCUGUAUUUUGGGACGACCGACGCGCCGCGCUGCCUCAAGACGAGGUCCUUCCGGCCGCAAGGCACACGCGGCACCUUCACAGCCGCCACCGGCAAAGCGUUCCGCGCCCUCGUCUGGCGCCGGCCGCCCGACGAGAGGAGCGGGAAGACUGAGGAGCAAUGCGGCAGGGAGGGCGGCACCGUGAGGGGGUGCUUGUACGCCGCGAUGAACUGCUUCGAGCUCGCGGUGGCCGUGGGCGGGGCGGCCGCCGCAGCGCCGACGUUCUGCAACCCGAUCGAUCUGCCGUACCGUUUCCAGCCCACCACGGGGGAGUCGUUCCGCGAAGGGGCGGACCCGACCAUGGUGGUCUUCGGCGGGCGGUACUUGCUCUUCCUGUCCAAGAAUGGCGGGUACUACGCGUCCAACGACAUGCUCCGAUGGUCCCUCAUCGUGCCGACUGGCGCGAUAUGCCUCCCAGUCGACGACUACGCGCCGACGGUGAUGCAGAUGGAGGGCCGGCUCUUCUUCACCGCGUCGCACUCGAGAGCGCUGUAUACCACCGACGACCCGUUCAAGGGCAAGUGGCGGGAGGUGGCGACCCUGCCCUCGUACGCCGACCCGGCGCUCUUCCUCGACGACGAUGGAAGAGUGUACCUGGCGUACGGUUCCCACCAGACUUGGGGCCCGACAGGUGGGGGCAACGCGUCGCACGUCGUCGAGCUCGACCCGGCGCGGGGGUGGAGGGAGGUCUCGCACCACAGCGCGGUGGCGUUCGCCGACGCCGCGCGGAACGGGUGGGAGGUGAGCGGCAACGGCAACGACGACUACAGACUUGCUCCGUAUGUUGAAGGUCCGUGGAUAACCAAGGUGGGCGGCGUAUACUUCCUCCAGUAUGCCUCGCCCGGCACGCAAUUCUUCACGUACAGCGACGGCUUCUUUGUGGCGAAGAGCCUCCGCGACUUAGGCCACAGCCACCACAGCAAGUACUCGCCCUUCUCGCCCUUCUCCGCCAAGCCGACGGGCUUCAUGCGAGGCGCGGGGCAUGGCAGCAUCUUCCGCGGCCUCGACGGCGGAUUGUGGCACGUCACCACCGCCGUCAUCGCGAGGCGCAUCCGCCGACUCGUCAUCAACCCGGUGCACGUGCAGGGCGAGUGGAUGAACGCAGACACGUACCUCGGCGACUUCCCCGUUGGCGUCGACGGCAGGCGCCCCGACUGGCAGCUUUUGUCUCUCCACAAGCCGGCCACCGCCAGCUCCACUUCCGGCGCCAACGCCCCGUCGCGCGCCUUCGACGAGGACAUCCGCACGUGCUGGUCAGCGGAGACCGGCGCGGCGGGGGAGUGGCUGGCGGUGGACCUGGGCGCCAACGCGACAGCCUACGCGGUGCAGCUCAACUUUGCUGAGGUGGGCGCCAAGCAGACGGGACGCCUCCCGCUCCGCGACGCGUGCCGGUACUACUGCGAGGCGUCGGCGGACGGCGUGCGGUGGACGGUGGUCCCCGAACUCGACCGCAGGGAGGGCGGGCGCGACUCGCCGCACGACUACGUCGCGCUCCGCCAGCCUCUGUCGCUGCGCCACCUCCGGGUCAUCUCGGCGCACACGCCCGCCGGCGCCGCGUUUGGCCUCUCCGACCUCCGCAUAUUCGGCACGACCGCCGCCGUCAAGCCGCCGGCGAGGGUCGGCGCGCCGCGAGUGACCCGCGACAGCGCCGACGCACGGCGCGCCAGCGUUGCGUGGGACGCGGCGGCACGGGCGGAGUGGUACGUGGUGCGCUUCGGCGAGCGCGGCGCCCCCGGCCAGUUUCACAGUUACCAGGUGUACGGCGGGGCAACGUCGCUGGAGACGCGCGCGCUGUCCGCUGGAGUCGAGUAUGACUUUGUUGUCGACGCCUUCAACGAGGGCGGGCGCACGGUGGGCACCCCAACCGCGCCUCGGCCUGCGCAGCGGCACCCGUGAACUCUGAUUCCUUGGUGUUCGCCGCGUGAAAUUCCGCCUCGAAUGCAGUAGCGAUGUAUCUGCGUGCGUGCGUAUGAGCUCACUAGCUAGAGCUCACACUAGAGGCCGUCAUCGCACUCGCCUUCCUGGGACCCAGUGCUGACUUCUGACUGUGUCGUUGCUGUUUCUCGACGGACUGUUUCUGCUUGUGCGUCUACUCGAGGGUCCGGGGUUGUGUUUUUCUGUGACAGCCUGAAACGUG